AUGAUGAUGUUUUCGCGCUCCACCGCAAGCAGCAGCUCGCCUGUGGUGCAUCACCAGGCCUUCCGGAAGCUGACGGAGAUGCUGCAGUCCUGCUCGGAGAACCAGUGCUGCGCCGACUGCGCGUCGCGGCUCAACGAUUCCAUCUGGGCCAGCACCACGGUUGGCGCGUUCCUGUGCAUCCACUGCGCUGGCGCGCACCGCAAGCUGGGCGUGCAGGUCUCUCGAGUCAAGUCGCUGCACCUUGACACGUGGUCGGACGAGGAAGUCGCGGCCAUGAAAGGCGGCAACAAGAACGUCAAUGAAGUAUACAGCAAGCACCUCGACAAGUGGAUCGAGGUGGAUGGAUCCCUCGAACUGCUGCCCAAUACCGCGACUGAGAUUCGGGAGAAGUGUAUCCGAGCCAAGUACGAAGACCGACAGUUCACUAAACUUCCGCAUUCUUUUGCAUCGAGAGAGGAGAAAAAUCAAGACAGCCCUGAGAUUCCGGAGGAACCAACAUCGUCCGCACCCUCUGGUGGUGCGGCUGAAGCAUCAUCGGCGUCUUCCCAUCGAGCUACGGCGGAUCAGAAUCAGCAGCGAGGACCCGGUCAAGCAACGCAAAAUGACGAACCUACGGUGGUGAAACCAGGUAGCGUUGUCGAAGUGACCAAGCGCUUUCUAAACUAUUUUGUUGUGAUUGGUCGAGGCGGUUUGAUUCCAGACCAGAACAUUGAGAAAACGAAAAGCCCAACCGAGAUUCGAUUUCUCCCUGCCGUGCUGGACAUGUUUCCCGAGAUGUAUGCGGAUUCACCACUACCAGCGCAUAUUGGAGAGUUCGCUUUUCCUGAAGGGUUUGUCCUGAGCAAAUCCUAUGUAGCCCCCGUAUUCUUCUCCUUUGUUCUCACGAAUGUGAGUGGAGUCAAAAUUUACGCGUGCGCGCUGAGAUUUUAUGAAGAGCUGCAUCCGCUGGAAGUGGUUUCUUUGAUAGCGCCACACUAUCAUCGCCAACGUCACCGACGCCGACCAUCAAAUGGUCCACACCAGCCCGAUGAAAACGACGAUAACCAGCGCACUCAGCUACCGCAGUGGGUUCAAGAUCUCUCUGGAGACGUAUCGAGUGCUCCCGGGCCCGUGUUUUGCCCCAAGUGUAUCGUAGUGACGUCACAUUAUCCGUACUUUUCUGCUUUCCGGCAGUUCCUCCAACAGAUCUACCGAGUAACGCUUUCGGAAUCCCCGAUGCCGAUUGAGCGAUAUAUAGCCAACUUUCUGGUGGAGAUACCGCUGCCUCCUCCCGGGCAGAUCCAAGUCCAGCUAACUCUGCCGGAUCGCAAUCUGAUUAUUUCGCGCCCUCCGAAGAAUGAGCUCCCUUUGGUCGAUUUUCCCUUUCGACCCCUUUUUCAAGUUUUGGAUCUAAACAACGUGCUACUGGUAUUCUCUUGUGUAGCUUUGGAGCUCAAGGUCGUACUAUGCUCGAAGCACAUUGGCAUACUAACUCCAGUUGCUGAGGCACUACUAGCAAUUUUGCUGCCCUUUUCUUGGCAAGGAGCAUAUAUACCGGUGCUCCCGACGUCUCUCCUUGACGUCAUUGACGCUCCUGUCCCGUUCCUAGUAGGCACACACUCGGACUGCCUGAAGCAGGUAGCAGGCAGAACGUCUAACGUUGUGUUUGUGGAUCUGGAUCACAAUCGUGUAAUUCCAGCUGUGGAUGAUUCAGGGAAAACCAUCGCCGUGCCAAAAAUCCCAGAUCGAGAGGGGUCUAAGCUACGUACAAAGCUGGCCGAAGUUGCAAGCAUUUUCGACCCGUACGCUGCCGGAAUCAGUCGAGUGGAUUUGGCCUUUCCGAACGAAGAACAUCUUGAACCAAUUGGCAAUUUUGCUUCGGAUCAUGGACAGACCAUCCCUUUGUCGACAUCUUAUUCAGAGUCGAGCAUGUCAGACUCGAUUAAUUCGCACUAUUCAAUUGCGAAGAUCAGACGUGGCCGUAGAUCCAGUGCAGCAUUUAGCCUUCCGUCUUCGUCUCUGGCUCCAUCUCCCUCAGCUUCGUUUGCCCGAAGUAACUCGGGUCUCAAUCGGCACACAUUCUCGUUAUCGGCGUCAGCAACGUCUCCGACCGGAAAUGAUGCAAGUGGGGGGUUGACUGACAGCCGAUACAACGAAACGGACAACUUUUCAACCGAGGGGGCCCGUAAAGCAUUCCUACGCUUCUUCGUGACGAUUUUUAAGAAGUACGCAAGUUAUUUGGUGAGAACCCCAACGCUCUUUGACAGCAAGCGGUUCGUUCAUGACAAUUUCGACACUGCAUCGCGCCCAUUUGUCACCCAGCUAGUUGCAACGCAAAUGUUCGAUCGUUUUGUUGAAGAUCGAGUGUUCAAUCAGCAACUUCCAGAAGUUAUGUUCUUCGAACAGUCAAUCAACCAGAAGCUGAACCGCUCGUUGACAAUUGGCAAGAAGAAGUUCGACUGCAGUUUCUUGGAUGAUCGCUCCGAUGAAAUUCAAGAAACGUUUAUUGCCCCACCUCCUUCCAAUAUUGGGCUUCCUGAUGACGGUACUAUCUACAAGUACAAAGCAUUUCCACGACUCAAAAAAGCUUUGUUCGGCAAUGUUAGGAAGCCACGUGAACUGUAUUCAUCACGUGAGCAGCAGCGCAAUGUUUCGCGAGUGAGCUUUCACCAAGGGAUGUUCAAGACAGCCAAGUCCUUCAUUGGCAGUGGUGCCAGCUGGGAAGCAACCCGCCAUCUCAUCAUCAGCCUUCAGACACAGUUCCGAAUGUACAGCGCACGAAAGAAGUACCACCGGCAAAGAAAUGCUGCUAUUUUGAUUCAGCGCUGGGUUAUUGCUCGGAUGAAGGGAAAAGAUGAUCGUCAAUAUUUCUUAGCUUUGCGCAAUGGAGCGAUUACGAUACAGAAGGUAUAUCGCGCACACUACGCGGUAGCCAAGUAUCGGGCUCAACGCAAAGCACUGGCGAAACUACAAUUUGCUGCCAAGGGGUAUAUUGUCUACGCACGAUAUCAACGGGUAUCGCGAGGUUUUCGUUGUCUGCAAGCACUAUGGCGUGGUAGCUUUUACAAGCGCAGCUACAAGAAUCUGAAGUAUCAAGUUGUGCGAGCGCAGAGUCGCAUUCGAGGUUUUCUGUCUCGGAAGCAUACUUCAAGGUGGAAAACUUGCAUGUUUGAGGAAUGCCGCCAAAAAGUCUACAACCUGUGGAGCCGAUGUGAUACACCUCUCCUGUAUCGAUCCAAAUUCUGGCUCACGUUUAAUCGGUCUGACUUCUUUACAAUUGGGGUCCGAGGAUCUGCAUUCACUGCGAUAAAGAGCAUCGUGAGCCCGAAAGCAGGGGGAUCGCAUAAAACGAUCAAGGAAGUCACUGCCAAAAGAAUCAAGGUAGAGCGUGGUAAAGUAUAUACUGGGCUAAAACUCCACACACAACAUUUGGUCCGGCUGGAGUACUACAAAAAGUUUAGCAUUGAUCCGGGCUCAAAAAGAAAGAAGAAAAGGCUUGCGGCGCUUGUUUGGACCAGCUACGAAACAGCGGAAAUGAGUGCAGAGGUUGUCGUGUCUACCUCUAUUACGUCAGACCAGCCCCACGCUCUUCCAGCCCAAAUCGAUCACCACAAGCAGCUUCGUCUUCGGGACGACUUGGCGUUUACAGUCAAUGCGGCGCUCAAGUCGAUCCGAGUAUCAGCAACGGGCACUGCUGAUUGUUCGUCACCGAUGCAUUUACCGCGCGACCGUGCGCUCGACGAACUGCAACACCAAGUACGCAUGCUCGCGCUGCAGAACCGCCGCCUUACAGGAGACCUCGCGGCAUCGAGACGCGAGACGAGCGAGUUGCGCGUGAAGCUUCAGAAAGCACAGCAGCAGUCGGCGCAGCAGCUGCAGCGCACGCGCUCCAACAACCUUUAG
Molecule: messenger RNA, 3882 nt
Organism: Phytophthora sojae
Lineage: Eukaryota; Oomycota; Peronosporomycetes; Peronosporales; Peronosporaceae
Exons: 21
Coding region: 1-3882 (1293 amino acids)
Biological process (GO): regulation of Rab protein signal transduction
Cellular component (GO): cytoplasmic vesicle
Molecular function (GO): protein binding; GTPase activator activity
Source: RefSeq, a predicted model, not a curated record